AUGACUACCCUCAACCAACGCACCUCGGCCCUCACAGCCAUAGUCCUCAACAACCUCCAACACCAACACGACUGGACCGCCCUCCACCCCCACACCCAGCCCAACCUCCCCCGGACCCUCCUCUACGGCCUGCCCCCCAAACGCCUCUACGUCCACCCGGACGAGCAGGUGGAGAUCAUCAGAGCAGAAAAAGAAAUGGGCAACGGGGGGGCGGGUAUCCCGCAGGAGGCAGAGCUAGAAUGGGUUCUACCUCUCCACCUCUCGGAGAAAUGGUCCCCAGCUCAGUUCGCCGCCGUUUUUGAUGCUUUGGACGCCAGACCGCCUAGGUCGAGGGAGAUUACAAAGGAGGAGGAGGAGAGGUCACCCUGGUUGGCGUAUAAAGGGUCGAGGAGGGGGAAGAGGGUGUUGUUGGCUACGGUGCAGGAUGAUUCGACUGUUACUUAUUACUGGAUGCAUGAUGGGUUGGUGAAGCCGAGGCAGAAUUGA
Messenger RNA from Podospora anserina S mat+, 486 nucleotides. RefSeq lists its product as uncharacterized. Gene Ontology annotation, molecular function: nucleic acid binding. Gene Ontology annotation, cellular component: tRNA-intron endonuclease complex. The record is from RefSeq and is a predicted model, not a curated record. The transcript has a single exon. The coding region runs from base 1 to 486 and encodes 161 amino acids. NCBI's taxonomy places the organism in Eukaryota, Fungi, Ascomycota, Sordariomycetes, Sordariales, Podosporaceae. Gene Ontology annotation, biological process: tRNA-type intron splice site recognition and cleavage; tRNA splicing, via endonucleolytic cleavage and ligation.